Physeter macrocephalus (sperm whale) is the source of this 2947-nucleotide messenger RNA. RefSeq names its product zinc finger FYVE-type containing 27 (gene ZFYVE27). Gene Ontology annotation, cellular component: endoplasmic reticulum tubular network; growth cone membrane. The record is from RefSeq and is a predicted model, not a curated record. Gene Ontology annotation, molecular function: metal ion binding. Bases 174 to 1415 code for a protein of 413 amino acids. Gene Ontology annotation, biological process: neuron projection development; vesicle-mediated transport; endoplasmic reticulum tubular network formation. The transcript has 13 exons. NCBI's taxonomy places the organism in Eukaryota, Metazoa, Chordata, Mammalia, Artiodactyla, Physeteridae.
GCGGCGGCGGGGGAGGCGGCGGAGGUUCUCUCAGUACUGCGACUUCAGAGCGGCCUUGGGAAGAGGCGCGUCGUGGUGGGGCGGGCCUGAGGAAACGCGCCGGGGUCCGGUGGCCCUAUCAGUGCCUCCUGGCCGUCCCCGCCCCUUCCCCACCAUCUCAGAGACCGCGUAGGAUGCAGACCUCAGAGCGAGAGGGGUGUGGGCCCGAGGUGAGCCCCAGCAUGGUCCCCGAGGCUCCCCUGGAGUCUCCAACUGCUCCUGCCAAGUCCCCGGCGUUUGAUCUUUUCAACUUGGUUCUUUCCUACAAGAGGCUGGAGAUCUACCUGGAACCUCUGAAGGAUGCAGGUGAUGGUGUCCGGUAUUUGCUCAGGUGGCAGACACCAUUGUGUUCCUUGCUGACCUGCCUGGGCCUCAACAUCUUGUUCCUCACUUUGAAUGAGGGUGCAUGGUACUCAGUGGGUGCCCUGAUGAUUUCAGUGCCUGCCCUGCUGGGCUACCUUCAGGAGGUCUGCCGGGCACGGCUGCCCGAGUCUGAGCUGAUGCGGAGGAAGUAUCAUAGCGUGAGGCAGGAGGACCUGCAGAGAGUUCGCCUGUCUCGCCCUGAGGCCGUAGCUGAGGUGAAGAGCUUCUUGAUCCAGCUGGAGGCCUUCCUGAGCCGCCUGUGCUGCACUUGUGAAGCCGCCUACCGCGUGCUGCACUGGGAGAACCCCACCGUGUCCUCAAAGUUCUAUGGGGCUCUUCUGGGCACGGUUUGCAUGCUGUAUCUGCUGCCGUUGUGCUGGGUCCUUGCCCUUUUAAACAGCACACUCUUUCUGGGAAAUGUGGAGUUCUUCCGAGUGGUGUCUGAGUAUAGGGCAUCUCUGCAGCGGCGGAUGAACCCCAAGCAGGAAGAGAGUGCCUUUGAGAGCCCGCCACCGUCGGAUGCCUGGGGGAAGGGCGCUCUGCUGGACUGCACACCUGCACCUGCGCCCACACCCACAGAGGACCUCACGCCAGGCAGUGUGGAGGAGGCUGAGGAGGCCGAGCCUGACGAGGAGUUUAAAGAUGCAAUUGAGGAGACCCACUUGGUGGUGCUGGAGGAUGAUGAGGGGGCCCCGUGCCCGGCAGAGGAUGAGCUGGUCCUGCAGGACAACGGGUUCCUGAGCAAGAACGAGGUGCUGCGCAACAAGGUGUCGAGGCUCACAGAGCGGCUCCGCAAGCGGUACCCGACCAACAACUUCGGGAGCUGUACGGGCUGCUCGGCCACCUUCUCAGUGCUGAAGAAGAGGCGGAACUGCAGUAACUGUGGAAACAGCUUCUGCUCUCGGUGCUGCUCCUUCAAGGUACCCAGGUCCUCCAUGGGGGCCACAGCCCCUGAAGCCCAGAGAGAGACUGUGUUUGUGUGUGCCUCGUGUAACCAGACUUUGAGCAAGUGAGAAGAGGGCCCAGGGUCCAAGCGGCGCCUGUCCCUGGGGCCAGCAGUAGACCCCGCUCUCCCCACCCUUAGCCCCAUGUGGCAUGUGCUGGGCAAAUGUGGCCUGAAUGCUAGGUAGGCUUCCCCUUCCUGCCCUCGCUGACUCCAGCCGGGUUCUGGAGCUGUUCUCCACUCCUGCGGAUGGCCAGUAGUGGUUGCUCUCAAACAAGGACUGGAGUGUUUGCCCUGCUCUGCUCUGGGCUGUUAGUGGACUCAGGGUUGGGCAGGAAAUAUAAGUUAGAGGGCAGCAGUGAGCCAGGCCUGGUCUCACCUGGGAUCAGGGUGUCCCUGCAGGCCUGGGAAUUCUAGAAGACUGGAGGUCAGAGAUUGGGAAAAGAGAUUCUUCCCCUGCUGGGUAUUGGGCCAAGCCCUUGCCCUUUGAGAGCCCGCAGAAGGGCUUGCACGUGUCCCAAUUCUGUUCGAAUGUUCCUUCAGGCAUCAGGACCUCAUCAUGUCCCCACCAGAGGGUGUGGCGAGGGCUAUCAAGACCAAAAGUACUUCUAGAAACAGGGUUGAAGUUCCCAGGUUCCCCCAGAGGAGGACGUGUCUAGGAGGGCCUGGCAGAAUCCUUCAGUGUUAAGCAGAGCAAAACGGGCAUCCCAGCAGCUCAGAGGGCCUCAGCCCCACCUUGCAGCGACCUUAACUUACAGAAUCUCAGCCCACAUGUUAUUCUGGUGUUUUCAGCUCUGCCGGGUAGAUGCUGGGCACUCAGAUCACUCCUGCUUCCCGUGUUCAGAGCCUUGGGCACCCCUUCUCUGGCCUAGAGCUACAGUUCCCCUCCCUGGCCCCUUGUCCCAUGGAGUGUGAGACCAGGAAGCAGAGCAGAGGUCCUGAAGCCCUCAACCUUUGGGGGCCUGAGAAGUGUAGGAUCUCGCUGGGCUGGGUCUCAGAUUCCAGGGCUGUUUCCAGCAGGACAGCAGUUAUGGGAUAAGGCCACUUGGGGGUCCCUAUCCCCUCCAACACGUUUCACGUUCACUCUGGGCUCUUAGGGGCACAGUGUCUCUCCCUAAGCCAUGAGCAGGCUCAGGCACCCCUUCCUUCCCCAGGAGCUUCCCUGCCUUUUUGAAGUAUUUAUUUAUUUAUUGCAUGGUUCCCGGGAACAUGUGGCACAAGGAAUGGGAUAAAGAGGAUGGGGGCUUCUCCUACCCUAGGAUGCUUCCCUGAACUCAUGGGCUGCCUGGGACUCAGAACCCUGGGAGGUGGAGACGUUUCUAUACCCUAAACAGGGACACAAGGUGGCAGGUUGGGGAGACGAGGAUCAUCCUAGGCCAGCUUUGUCUCCAGGCCAACCAGUCUAGGAGCUAGGGGACUUCUCCAGGCCAAGUGGGGCAAGUCCCUGGGGAACCAGGCAGGCCUUGGUAGACCCCCUUCCUUGGGCUCCUUUGUCCUGUGGAGAUAUGGGAGUUAAGUGCUUGUGCUUUAUUUACACUGGAGAGGAACUAAAAGGAUGUCUGUGUAUAUGGAGAAUUGUCAAUAAAAAGGCCUCAAGCUUCC